AUGGAGGACUGGCAAGAAGACCCGACCCUCGCGUCCGUGCAGGAGCCUGCGCAGCUGCAGCGGCCCCACUGUGAUCAAUGCCACAUCGCCAUUGCCGACUACGAGUGUCAGCGCUGCAUCCAGCGAUUCUGCAGACAGUGCGAGCUGGUGAUCCACCACCGAUUGGCGGAGAUGGCUAUCAAGCAUGAAGAGAGCAAGAGCGACGGAAGGCCGCACCAGGAGUUCCUCAAAUGGAUCAGCGCUUGCGAGGAAUGUGGUCAAAACACACAGGAAUUCUUCUGUCUGAACUGCAGCAUGUAUCAAUGUGAGAAUUGCUGUGCGGCCAAGCACCGUCAGUUGGAGCCACAUUUCUUUUUCUGUGUCGAAGGGUCGUCGCCAAAGAUGUUCCCAUUCGCAAGCUGGAACUUGGUGUUUGUGGAGAUGGUAAAGAUGUGCAAGGGAGACCUUCAGGACCAAGUUGUUACCGCUGAGGCUUCGAUAGCUCUACCCAGUAACGAGGAGCCAGAAGCGAAGUACAGUACUACCGUAGCAGGCCAUAUUAAACUGGAAAAGGCCACAACUGCCGCCACCGCGGCGGCACUGGGGAACUUGUCAAUUAAUGGAUCCGCUGCGACGCAGAGCCAAGCGAAACAUUCGUCGCGAGUCAACAGCACAUCGAUCCCACAAAUUAAGGAAGAGUUCCGAGUGAAGACUGAAAGCACGUGGCUGGCUUCAGCCACCGCUGCUCAACAGAACCUGGUGCUGGACGUGGACCAACUGAUGGAGAAUGCCAUGGGAGAAGAAGACGACACAAUUUUACGCUCCAUGAUUGGCGAUUAUAAUACGCUCAGUGCCAAGAUCUUCGAGAUCGACCAGGAAACCGACCGCGUCAAGAAGAAAACCAAAGAGCUGACCAAUAUCAAACCGAUUAAUAUGCAGGAGGUGCAAAAAACUCGCGCUGCCACAUUGAAGCUCCGCAAAGACAAGACGGAAGCCGAGAAGGCUCGAGAUGGAGUAGUGGCCAACAUUGUUGUCUAUGUACAGCCUGACCCAGAAGAGAUGACGGCAUUUCUCCAGACAUGCACCGCGGAUGUGCCUACUGCGCAAGCAGCAAUCCACCGGAAGUGUGCCUCGCUAGAAGCGAGUAUCCGGACCAAGUUGGAGGAGCUUCAGAGGACGCGUCAGCAACUGGAGGAGCUGAUUGGACUAAAGAAGGACGCUCUCGCAGAGGUCACUCGUCUUGGAGCUGAAGUUGCACAGGGAGAAGAAGAGAUUCGCAAACUGGACAAGGAACGACAAGACGAGUUCUUGACGCUAUGUCAAUAUAGCAAGACAAUCCAAACUGCUGUCCGGGAAGCAGCAGGAAACAUCUAA
Molecule: messenger RNA, 1353 nt
Organism: Phytophthora infestans T30-4
Lineage: Eukaryota; Oomycota; Peronosporomycetes; Peronosporales; Peronosporaceae
Exons: 5
Coding region: 1-1353 (450 amino acids)
Molecular function (GO): zinc ion binding
Source: RefSeq, a predicted model, not a curated record